AUGGGAAUUAAGUACUAUCUCAAACCUUCAUUCGAAAGACUCAAGUCAAUUGAGGUGUGGAAUGCAGCGGCCUCACAAAUUUUCUUUUCACUGGGUCCGGGAUUUGGUGUUCUUUUAGCACUUGCCAGCUAUAACAAAUUUAGAAAUAACUGCUAUCAUGAUGCUAUGAUAACAAGUUUUAUCAACUGCGCUACGAGCUUCCUUUCGGGUUUUGUUGUCUUCUCAGUUCUUGGACAUAUGUGUUAUAGAAUGGAUCGAACUAUGGAUACUGUUGCAAAUGAAGGUCCUAGUUUGGUAUUCAUAGCCUAUCCAGAGGCCAUAGCUACUCUUCCAGGUUCAAUAUUCUGGGCGAUAAUCUUCAUGCUCAUGUUAAUUACCCUCGGUUUGGAUAGUACUUUUGGAGGACUGGAGGCGAUAAUUACAGGUCUAUUAGAUAGAUGGCCAAAAUUGCGAAGAAGAAGAGAGAUCGUCGUACUAAUCAUGAUAUUCUACUGCUACUUAGGGGCCCUUCCAACCACAACUAAUGGCGGAUACUAUAUACUUACCUUAUUUGACACCUAUGGGGCACCCUUCUCAAUCCUUUUCAUCGUAUUCUGCGAAUCUGUGGCUUUAUGCUGGUGCUACGGGGUCAGUAGAUUUUCACGAGAUGUCGAAUCGAUGAUUGGCUUCAAACCUGGCUGGUUUUGGAGGAUAUGUUGGGCCGCUAUCAGUCCAGCUUUCAUGCUUAGUAUCUUCAUAUUGAAUAUUGCAUUCUUUGUGCCCCCGGAUAUUUCAGUUAUGGGGGAGACCAUUAAAGCGGAAACGUGGGUUCAAGUUAUCUCCUGGCUUUUAGUCUUCUCAUCUCUCAUACCCAUACCGAUUUGUGCAAUCUUUAUGUUCAUUCGAUCUCGCGGAACCUUUAAAGAGCGACUGAAAGCCUUGUUCACCCCUGGAAUUCGACCUUCGUUCUCGGACUUCCAUGUUCAUCCAAAUAGCCUCCAAAAACAAACAAAGAUCGAACCAACAAAGGAAGUAGAAAAUGCGUUUGACGGGACAACAGAAGUGAGACAAGGAAACGAAAGUGACGAGAAUCCUUAA
This is a messenger RNA of Rodentolepis nana, 1077 nucleotides long. The record is from the annotation of a GenBank genome assembly. NCBI's taxonomy places the organism in Eukaryota, Metazoa, Platyhelminthes, Cestoda, Cyclophyllidea, Hymenolepididae.